Blumeria graminis f. sp. triticale is the source of this 234-nucleotide messenger RNA. Lineage: Eukaryota; Fungi; Ascomycota; Leotiomycetes; Helotiales; Erysiphaceae. The record is from the annotation of a GenBank genome assembly.
AUGUCCGACCUCGACCUCCCUGACUCCGAGGAAUUCAACGAAGUUUAUUUCACCAGGUUCGGGCCUAUCAACGGAAAGAAAUACGUCACAGAACUCAACAAUGAAGCCUCCGUCUACGCCUUAACCAGUUCUACUAGCAACUUCAAAACCAGAAAUCCCAUAAUCCGCUACAGUUAUGGUGAAUCUUUCGGCAUCAUGAUUGAUACUAGUGCUGCCAAGAAAUCCAUUGUCUGA